AUGGGGGCUGUAACAGAGAGCGUGUCCCGUAAUAAAAUCAUCGAGAGAACAAUACAGCAACGUUUAAUCAGUCAAAACAUUGCCUCUGUUGAUGCUAUCACAGAUUUCCGACAGCCAUCACUUAAAUACUCGAAGGCGCGGACUAUGCGCAGGAAAUUGAUAUUACAUGUUGGUCCAACGAACAGUGGAAAGACUCAUAGUGCGUUAUUGGCGCUAUCUAGAGCCAAAACUGGUAUCUAUGCCGGUCCAUUGAGGUUGCUGGCUCACGAAAUAUUCCUCCGUCUGAAUCAAGGCACCAUUAGUCCAGGUAUUGGUACAGAUGGAAAACCCCUUCCACCAGGUCCGCCAAAAACAUGCAAUUUAUACACUGGCGAGGAGGUUCGCAUAGUUGAUCCAGAGUCAGGCCUUAAGAGUUGUACAGUUGAAAUGGUUCCACUCGAACAUGAAAUUGAUGUUGGUGUUAUCGAUGAAAUUCAGUUGAUAGCCGACGAUUCAAGAGGCCCAGCUUGGACAGCUGCCGUGUUGGGCAUGAGAGCUAAAGAACUCCACAUAUGUGGUGAAGAAACCGUCGUUGAGUUGCUAGAACGAAUUGCAAAAGAGACUGGUGAUGAGAUUAUCGUUAAUCGCUAUAAACGUCUGACUGAAUUGCGAAUCGGUAAACCAUUAAGCACACUCAAGAAUGUUAGAAAGGGAGAUUGUGUUGUCACGUUCAGUAGAAGUGGUAUAUGGGCUCUUAAGAGGAAGAUUGAGGAUGCAACUGGCCUCCGUUGCGCAGUCGCGUAUGGUGGUCUUCCACCUGAAACUCGAGCAGAACAAGCGAAGCUCUUCAAUGACAAGGAUAGCGGCUACGAUGUUAUGGUAGCUUCAGACGCCAUCGGAAUGGGUCUGAAUUUGAAAAUCCGCCGUGUCGUCUUCGAGACAGUGCACAAAUGGAAUGGGGUUAAGGAAGUACCUCUGUCUAUAUCACAAAUGAAGCAAAUUGCAGGACGUGCUGGUCGCUAUGGAGUAAAUGAGAAAGAAAAUAUCAUAGAGACAAAUAAUGCCAAGGUUGAAGACGAAGAUGAUCAAUCCGGUGUAGCUACCACUCUUAAUCCAAUGGAUUUGCAAAUCUUAGAAAGAGCAAUUAGCGCCAAGAUACCAACUAUCAACAAGGCUGCUAUCGGUAUAUCGACUGAUGCUUUGAAAGAUUUGAACAACCUCAUGCCUUCUCGGGCAUCACUAGGUGAUCUGAUAAAAACGCUGACUGGUUUAUUGCGAGUCUCUAACAACUAUUUCGUCACUUCAAAUCAAAAUCUUCUGCAAAUGGCUGCCAUAGCUAACGAACCACUCUCGCAGUUACCGAUAGAUGAUGCAUAUAGAUUUGCAAUGGCGCCAUGUAAUACACGUGAUGCGAACGUUGUUGCUGCAUUGUGUAGAUUUAUUGAUGCACAGGCAAGCGGUGAGACGAUUGAACCCAUAAAGUCACUGGAGGGACUCGGUCUCAAGGAGCUCAAGGAUGUUGAAAAAGUAAUCGGAAAUCCUGCAUAUAAGAAGCCGCUAUCACCAGAUACACUCAACUCACUUGAGAGUCUACAUAGAUCACUAGUACUCUAUACAUGGCUCAGCUUCAGAUUCACACUCGACUACACAAGACGUAGUGUAGCUCAAGAUCUUAAAGUGAGGACCGAGAGGUGUAUCGAGUACAUCCUUGAGAAUGUCACCUGGAUUAGCAAACAACGCCAACGUAGAAGAACACCACCAAAACCAGUAAUCAUGGAAGGUUUACCGGAUGCAUAG
Molecule: messenger RNA, 1776 nt
Organism: Wallemia mellicola CBS 633.66
Lineage: Eukaryota; Fungi; Basidiomycota; Wallemiomycetes; Wallemiales; Wallemiaceae
Product: P-loop containing nucleoside triphosphate hydrolase protein
Exons: 2
Coding region: 1-1776 (591 amino acids)
Biological process (GO): mitochondrial RNA 3'-end processing; RNA catabolic process
Cellular component (GO): mitochondrial degradosome
Molecular function (GO): RNA helicase activity; hydrolase activity, acting on acid anhydrides; ATP binding
Source: RefSeq, a predicted model, not a curated record